AUGUCUUUGCUAUCCUUUGCCACUAUAGUUUUAAAAAGAGGGGUCACCUUACGUUUAUCUCAUUAUUUUAGCAAUAUUAACCGUAAUCAUGUUUCUCGAAAUUAUUCUUUUAGUUCAGUAACGACUAAAACAGUUCAUGACGUGAAUACCAAAGUUGCAAAAGACGUCAUAUUAUUCAAAUAUGAGAAUCCUACGUUUUUUAAAUACAUGAAUAUAUUUGCAAUUGUCCAGUACAUGUUUUGGUCAUACCUUGGUGUUUUUGCCUUUAAUUCAUUGAGAGAUGCGCCGGUGGAUAAGUCAACAAUAACAGAUGAAACUCCUUGGUUCAGAAGAAUAAAUCUGGGCGAAAAUAAAUACAGAAAUACUUUAGGGACUGUUGCUUUGGUUGUUGGCACAGGAUCUUUAGCCAUGGUAUGGAUGUACACCCUGAAGUCAGUGAGAUAUUUAAUCCUUAACAAAGGUGGACAGCACUUGACUUUUGUAACAUAUGGCCCCUUUGGAAAUAACCGCAUUAUGAAAGUGCCAAUAGAAAAUGUUUCUUGUAAAGAGAGCAGGAAACUGGCAAAAGUGCAGCUACCCCUUAAAGUUAAGAAUACAGUAAUGCACUAUAUGUUAGAUAUGAGGGGAGAAUUCAAGAACCCUCUUUUGUUUGAUAGCACUGCUGGCCUUUCCAGAAAAUGGUGA
Messenger RNA from Parnassius mnemosyne (clouded apollo), 684 nucleotides. Lineage: Eukaryota; Metazoa; Arthropoda; Insecta; Lepidoptera; Papilionidae. The record is from the annotation of a GenBank genome assembly.